Molecule: messenger RNA, 2229 nt
Organism: Lotus japonicus
Lineage: Eukaryota; Viridiplantae; Streptophyta; Magnoliopsida; Fabales; Fabaceae
Product: sugar transporter ERD6-like 6
Exons: 18
Coding region: 87-1499 (470 amino acids)
Biological process (GO): transmembrane transport; carbohydrate transport
Cellular component (GO): membrane
Molecular function (GO): sugar transmembrane transporter activity
Source: RefSeq, a predicted model, not a curated record
UCUAAGGCUUUUCACAAUCUUUUAGAAAUUAGAAUUGAAUCAAGUUGAUUAGUGUUUUCUAACUUAGAAAUUUGAGCAAAGACAAAAUGCCUUUGGGCGAGGACUACGAGGAUUCUAGGAACAUUAGAAAGCCAUUCAUCAACAACAACAACGCUGGAAGUGGUUCUUUCUUUGUUGUGUUAUGCGUCCUUGUUGUUGCUUUGGGCCCUAUCCAAUUUGGAUUCACGUGUGGUUAUUCUUCACCAACGCAAGAGGAGAUGAUUCGUGAUCUUAAUCUAUCAAUUUCAAGGUUUUCACUAUUUGGAUCUUUAUCUAAUGUGGGUGCAAUGGUGGGAGCAACAGUCAGUGGUCAUUUAGCAGAAUACUUUGGGCGGAAAGGGUCGCUUCUAGUGGCAGCAGUACCAAAUAUAUUUGGAUGGGUUGCCAUUUCUCUAGCCAAAGACUCAUCGCUUCUAUUUAUUGGGAGAUUGUUGGAAGGUUUUGGCGUUGGAAUCAUCUCUUAUGUGGUACCUGUUUAUAUAGCAGAGAUAUCACCUCGAACCAUGAGAGGUAGCCUAGGAGCUGUGAACCAGCUCUCUGUUACGAUAGGGAUAAUGCUGGCUUAUUUACUGGGUCUUUUUUUCAACUGGAGAACACUAGCACUAUUAGGAGUUUUCCCUUGUGCAAUAUUAAUACCCGGGCUAUAUUUCAUUCCAGAAUCUCCUAGAUGGUUGGCAGAAAUGGGGUUGAUGGAAAGGUUUGAAUCUUCUUUACAAACUUUACGAGGAUCCAAUGUUGAUAUUACAAUGGAGGCACAAGAAAUCCAGGGAUCUCUUGUGUCAAACAACAGAACAGAUUCUAUACAGUUUGCAGACCUCAAGAGGAGAAGAUAUUGGUUUCCUUUGAUGGUAGGUAUUGGGUUGCUUGUGCUGCAACAACUUUCUGGUAUCAAUGGGGUAUUCUUCUAUGCUAGCAAGAUAUUUGCAAGUGCAGGGAUUUCAUCCAGUGAUGCUGCUACAUUUGGACUUGGAGCUAUUCAGGUUGUAAUGACUGGGGUCGCUACUUGGUUGGUGGAUAAAAGUGGCCGAAGGAUACUUCUGAUAGUAUCCUCCUCUAUAAUGACAAUUAGCCUCCUCCUUGUUGCUUCUGCAUUCUAUCUGGAGGGAGUAGUGUCAAAGGGUUCUGAACUUCAUAAUAUUUUGGGAAUUCUCUCCGUUGUGGGGCUAGUGGCUUUGAUCAUUGGCUUUGCUCUAGGCAUUGGACCAAUCCCAUGGCUUAUCAUGUCUGAGAUACUUCCACCAAAUAUUAAGGGUCUUGCUGGAAGUGUAGCUACAUUUUCCAAUUGGUUCACUGCCUCGGUUAUCACUCUGACUGCGAACUUUCUUUUAAAUUGGAGCAGUGCAGGAACAUUCACCAUAUACGCAAUAUUUUCUGCCUUCACGGUUGCUUUUGCGCUACUUUUUGUUCCCGAGACCAAGGAUAGAACAUUGGAAGAAAUCCAGGCGUCGUUUAUCAGAUAAUUUAGAUGAUUACAUUAUGUUAAUUACAUUUGAGUGAGCAUGAGUAUGCUUGGUGGGUAUAUAUCCAAUUUUUUUUGUUUUUGAUUUGGUACAACUUCUGCUUCUUCAUGCAUAAUUUAUUGCAUUCCAAAAAAGCACUGUGUUCAUUAUCAGAGACAUGGCCUCGUCUUUUAGCAUUCACUAUCAAAAAGUUAGUGUACGAGCUAUUUCAGAGGGUGAACUUGAUGCUCAUUUCAUCUGUUUCUCACAAGAACUCUCCGCUACAUGGAAGGUCAUAUAUCCAUCGGCAAGCAUACCUAAAAUUGUUUCCACAUCCAAACUGUAGGCGGCAUCACUCUUGAUUGAAAGGUGAAGCCAUUGAUAAUUGUGAACCAAAACCCCAGAAAACUGAACAACAGAUUAGGAUUGCAAGGCAUGUCACUCUUUGAGAGUAUAAGUAUAGCCAUAUCUUAGAUUUCCCGUUCCUUCCAAGAACCGCCCCUAGCCGAAGCAACUCAACCAACCUAUGUUGAGAAGCCGGGAGUGUUGUCACUAUUUGGCUAACCCACAAAACAUUUUAGGGAAUUUCUCAAUUGAAUGUCAAUGGCAGGUGAUUGGAGUUUGGAAGCAACCAGGCACAAUGAGUGCUUCCAACAUCAAACGAAACUCGAAAGGAUUUGGAGUACAUGGAUCGACCGAGGAUAAAAUGAUGAAUCGAGAUAUCAAAUGGGGUUAGAUCAUUGGUAGCCGA